UCUCUCUCUCUCUCUCUCUCUCUCUCUCUCUCUUUAUCUUCUCAUGCAACUAACAUCUCUCCAACUACCAUGGCUUCCAUCUCCACUUCAAUCUCCCCAAUAGCCCAAAACCAAAAUCGAUUCGAUCUCAAUUCCAUUCGGGUUCUAGUACUUUCAGUCGACCGCCACAUCCUUCAAUUCCUCGAAGAUUCCGAGACCCAAAAACGUCUCCAAUUGAAUUGCAAUUCCAAGCUCAAGAUUCAGAAACAGGAGUUCUUCGAAUUCUCCGAGCAAGCAGUCCUGUCGAAUCUUUACUGGGGCAUCGAGAAUGUGGAAUCCGCAAUUCGGGCUGUGACCCAAGAAGACAGAGCUACAUAUCUGAAGAAUGCAGAGAAAAUGCUUCAAAUCCCUGCUCUGCUAGAAGAAUACGGAAGCACGGGUGGGAUUUCAAACAGGUACUUGGUUUGCUGUGCAUAUUUCUACCUCUCGUUGAUUUGGAAGCUUGAAGGGGAUGAAUGGCAAAUGACGCUGCACUUUCUGCAGGCGGUGUUGGUUUCGCCGCGCCAUGUUCGGAGAGAAUUUGCACCUGAGCUUUGGGAAUUUCUCUUUCUUAAUCGGAUUGUGGGCGGAAAUGAGGAAAUGGGUGGUCAGGGAGGAAUUCACUCAAAGUCUGUUGUGGGAUUUCGAGAGGAUGCGAUCGAUGAUUUGACGAAGCAGAUGGCGAGGAGAUACAAGGAUUGGAUGAUGUAUUAUCGGGUGGUUUUGUAUGGAGAGACUCCUCAAUGGUUGCAGCGAUGUGCAGAUGCUUGUACCCAUGAAUUAGAAUCAUCUGAUUCUUGGUACAAGAAUCCAGCAAGCUCUAAACAUUCAGACUCAGAUGAACAAGUAACCACCUGGCCGAUUUUCCAUGAUGCUGGCAUGAUUCCUCGUCUGGAUCUUCAAGAAAACACCAAUGAAGAAGAUCGACUAGUUGUCACAGAGAAAAAGAAAGCUUUUCUCAUGGUGGAUGGAAAAUGUCAUGAUGCAGAAUCAGAUGAAAUGUACCAUUCAGACACGAUCGGAGAGCGUAAGAUUAUCAAAUGCCUCCAGGAUAUGCUGAAGGAGUCUCAAUCAGAUACAUCGAUUUCCAUUCAUUCAUGCAUCAAUUCUGCAGAAGGAAGUGAUUUUGAGGAGAAGAUUCAUGACAAUGACAUGUUAGAGAAGAUUCGGACGAUGGAUGCAAACCUUCUUGCAUCUGAAAUUGGUAGCAGGAAACUGCUCGGUCAUGGAUCAAUCUCAUUGCUGGAGUGUGUAGAAAUGUCUCCACCUGAAGCUCCCAGAUUCCCAGUGCAUGAAGAAUCCUAUGAUUUGAACACCAGCUAUUUCUUUUCUAGCAGAUCACAUGGUUCUGAGAAUGAUAUAAAUCUAUCUUUCAUGGAUCCAAGUGAUACAGAUUUAGCUUCCUUCCAUAGUUGCUGCAUAGAUGAUGGGGCCAUGCAUCAAAGAUCACCAUCCAAUAGUUCCAGAUCUUUCGACUAUAGAUUGUCUAAAUUGGGUGGUCAGCGAAAAUCUGCGAGGGAAAAGGCAGAGUUUUCAAAUAGUGAAAAGAACCCAAGUGAAGUAAGUUUGUAUCAUGGAAAUGACGAUCAUAUGGAAAUGCUGGGAAGAUUUGAGAAAGCAAUUUCGAACCUGUGCUUCUCGGAAGGGCUUAGAAAAUGUGAAGAUGCGGGAUUAGAAGUUUCGAUCGUGAGGGAAAUAGUAAACAGUAAAACGGGAAUGAAAUAUGGUUUGUUAAAAGAGGUGAUCCUUUCCCAAUUGCUCGAUGUUAUUUCGACUUCGAAAGAAGACAAAAUCGUAAGGGCAUUGAUUGCUAUACUCUUGGUUCUAAUAUCGGAAAACCAUUCUAUCAUCGAAGACAUCAAGAGAAAGAAUUCAUACUUGUGUGAUUUGGGCAAUGCUCUAAAGCGAAAUGUUCAUGAGGCUGCUGUUCUUAUCUACUUGCUAAAUCCAUCACCUACGGAAAUAAAAGAUUUAGAACUUCUAUCGUUGCUGGUGGAGGCUGCGUGCAAUUCAAACAGCUACGUGGGGCCCAUAUCACUUCCACUGACACCUACUGCAGCAUCGAUAAUGAUGAUCGAAGCGUUGGUAACUAAGCUUGAUUAUGCAACGAGCAACAUGCAUUUGGAAGUGAUUAGUUCUCCUCAGGUUCUUUCCAGACUCGUGAAUGUUGCAAGACACAAGAAUUUGGAAGAAGGCGCUUCUUUGGCAGGUAUUCUCAUCAGCUGCAUGAGGUUCGAUGCGAAAUGUAGGAAUUAUCUGGCUCAAGUUGCUCCUGUAGCUACAUUUCUCCAUCUCCUAAGAAGCAACAAGAGGCACGCCAAGUUCGCCGCUCUUGAAUUUUUUCAUGAAAUCCUUCGCAUCCCACGGUCAUCGGCUACUAGUCUAUUGCAUCAGAUACGACGAGUGGGGAAUAUCAACAUCAUGCACACAUUGAUGGCCUGCAUCCAACAAGCCCAAAUGAUGCACCAACUAUUCGCAGCAAAUCUCUUGCUUCAACUAGACAUGAUGGAAGAUUCCUUUGGCAAGAGUAUAUUCAGAGAAGAGGCCAUAGAGGCCCUCCUAGAGUCAGUUGCAUCUGAAGAAAGUCCUGAUACACAGGCAUUAUCUGCUUUUAUUCUUUCAAAUCUUGGAGGGACUUAUGCUUGGACAGGAGAAUCAUACACAGUGGCAUGGCUACUCAAGAAAACAGGUCUAACGUCCAUGUAUCAUAAGAACAUGAUCAGAAACAUUGAUUGGUCAGAUCAAUGCCUAAAGGAUGCUGGAAUAGAUCCAUGCUGUAGCAAGGUUGCAAGAAGCAUUAUUAAAAUAGGGAAUCCGGUCUUCCACACAUUGGAGAAGGGACUCAGAAGCAAUACAAGGAGUGUUUCACGGGAUUGUCUCAUAGCAAUUUCCUGGCUUGGAUGUGAAGUUGCCAUAAUGGAUCCAAGUUGUCUUGGAUAUUCGGUCCGCGAGACCUUGUUGAAUGGAAUAGUGCAUUUUCUGCAUCCGGGAUCGGAUCUGGAAGAAAAACUUCUGGCAUGUCUAUGUGUGUACAAGUAUGCUUCUGGUAAAGGCAUGCAAAGCCUCAUGAAUGUCUCAGAGGCAGUACGGGAAUCACUUAGACGCCUUUCCGGCAUCACCUGGAUGGCCGAUGAAUUACUGAAAGUAGCAGAUUAUUUCCUUCCCACGGAAUCGCAUGUGUCUUGUGUCCAUACACAAAUACUGGAGGUGGGCCACAAUGGGAUCGGAGCCACAAAUGCUCUCAUAUUCUACAAAGGACAGCUUUACAGUGGACACUCAGAUGGCUCAAUCAAGGUGUGGGACAUCAAAGGGCAAACGACGAAGCUCGUAUGGGAGUUUAAGGAGCAUAAAAAGGCGGUGACAUGCUUCGCCCUCUAUGAGCCAGGAGAUGCCCUUUUAAGUGGUUCUGCAGAUAAAACUAUCAAGGUUUGGAAGACAGCAAAGAGGAAAUUGAAGUGCGUCGAAGUGAUAGAAAUGAAGGAACCAAUUCAAAGAAUAGAUACAUAUGGCCAAACAAUCUUCGCCAUUAUGCCGAGCCAGGGUCUAAAGGCAUGUGAUGCAUCAAGAGCCGUCCGAGUUAUUUGUAGGAGUAAACAUGUGAAUUGCAUGGCUGUGGCUCAGGGUAAGAUUUACCUUGGCUGCACAGAUUCAAGCAUACAGGAGGUAGAUGCAACAACCGAUCAGACACGAGAGAUCAAAGGGCCCACAAAGGGCUGGUGGAUGCAAAAAAGGCCCAUCAAUUCGAUUCUCCUGUACAAAGAUUGGUUGUACAGUGCAACUGACAUGGUUGAGGGGUCACGUAUCAAGGAAUGGAGAAGGCACGGCGGGGCCCAAGUCUCAACCGCAACGGCCAAACAAAAAAAUGUGUUGGCAUUGUCAGUUUCAGAGGACUUCAUGUACUUGAAUUGCAGCUCAUCACCAAGCAUUGUUCAGAUAUGGUUGAGAGGAAAGCAUCAGAAAGUGGGAAGAUUAUCAGCAGGCAGCAGGAUAACAAGUCUACUCACCGCAAACGACAUUGUUUUAUGUGGGACUGAGACUGGAUUGAUCAAGGGAUGGCUCCCUUUCUAGCAGGAAACUGAAGGAGAAAACAUGGGCAACUACUAUAUCAGAAGUAGUUGCUAGUUGCUAAAACUGUAAAAUUGUACAAAAGAAAGAAUAUCAAUGAAUUCAAGUCAUUGAUCAGCAAAGCUGGGGGAAAGAGAAUUUUGAGGUUCGACAUUCGAAUAAUGUUUUUUUUUUUUUUUUCCAUGCAGUCUAGUUGUUGUUAAUAUGCACUACCCUUUUAGCUCAUGGUGUGUGGUGGGAGAUUUUAAUCCCACCCACCACUCCAGAUUGAUCCGGAGUUGGUGUCUCUACUUACUGAUAAUGAGGUCCAAGGAGAAGAUCUUUGAGAUGAUAUUUGAUGUCAUGAAAAAGUGUUGGCCGUCGCCUUUUUGUAAUUGGUUCAAGAGCUUGAUAAAAUGAAUAAAGAAAGAUUCAAAUAAAUAUUCAAUAGAAAUGUUAUGUUAAAAUAGAAAUAUAAAAUUAAUAUAACCAAAGAAGAGGUCUGGCUUAUUUUUUC
Magnolia sinica is the source of this 4579-nucleotide messenger RNA. Its product is annotated as putative E3 ubiquitin-protein ligase LIN-1. The coding region runs from base 70 to 4086 and encodes 1338 amino acids. Lineage: Eukaryota; Viridiplantae; Streptophyta; Magnoliopsida; Magnoliales; Magnoliaceae. Gene Ontology annotation, molecular function: protein binding. The record is from RefSeq and is a predicted model, not a curated record. The transcript has 17 exons.